CCCGUGGGGAGGCCACCCAGCCACCCGUCAACCAAUCGACAAAAAGAAGACUGCCUGCAGCCCUUCCUUCCAUGAGCUCCCGACCUCCAAUAAAUGAUGCCCAGGCGGACGAUGAGUUCCCCUCCCACGCGACACGACACACAAAUGGAACAAGGACGGCGGUGCACACAGACGACAAAUGCAACAACCCCCUCAACGGCCACACACAUUGAUGACCACACACACACAGACACACACAGAGACACACACAGAGACAGUCAGACGAAAAGGGCACUACUGUAAAUGCCCUCAGACACACGCUGCGAUGGGCUUCUCUAAAUCAAAACUAAACAAACAACCACACACACAGAAAGGGACAGACCCCUCCCCCUGCAGUCCACCCGCACACACCACUGACUGGCAGUUGAUGCACCUGAUCAAUCCAUCCAUCCAUCCAUCGGUGGUGGCUCUCUCCCUCAUGGCGGCUAGUGUGCGUGUGUGUGUGUGUAUGUGUGUUUGCAUAUAUAUAUGUGUGUCUUUGAAAAAACAGCAGCAGCACAGCACAGGGGUAAAUCGAUCGACAAAGAAAACCACACACCACAGAAACGGCACACACAGCACAGCACGCCGAUGAACCACAAAGAAAACCCACACAGACACACACACAGCACCACAAACUCGACAAAUCGAAAAACAAAGCGCUAGUCAGCAGACAGACAGACAGACAGGUCUACGACGGACGGACGUACGAAUAUCAUCACCAUCUACCCUGAGCCCGCGCGUCCCCUUAUCCCCCCUGUGUACGGCCGGCCAUGGGCUCAGGUCGCCAUGAUGUAUGCCAGCCAGGUGCGCCAGCCCUCCGCCACCAGCUUAUCAUAGGCCGCCAUCUUGCGGGCCUGCUCCCGCACUGGCAGCGGCAGCUGGGGCGGGGGCGGCACCACCACCACCACCACGGGCGGCACUGCGGCUGGGGCAGGUGCGGAAGGCAGGGCGGCGACGGGCUGCGGCAGCACGAUGGCCGGGUGCACGGGGUGUGCAGGUAUGUAGAGCACCUGUGCCGCACACAUCAAACCAAGGCAGCACAGCACACGCAGUCAGCGGAUUGUAUUGUGUCGUCAGGUCUGUCUGUUUGCGGUGUGUGUUUCUCUCUCACCUGCGGCACCCCGACCACCUGCUGCACCACAGCCGCCACCGCGUCCUGAAGGUAAGCACAGCCAGCGAACGAGGGAGGCCCUCUCAGUUCAACAGCCGUAAACAAGGCGUGUUUGUGGGGUGGGUGCACUGCCCACCGGGAUCAGUGCCGCGCCGUUGACGAUGUCCUGCCACACGAAGCGGCGCCCCCCCUCCGUCUGCAUCAACACACACACGCACGGUGCGGUGCACCAGCGUAGGCUUCCCUGCCUGUGUUUCCACUCACUCACCGGCCGCAUCAUCAGCGCUGGCGACGACUUGCCCCUUCGAUAGAGGCCUUGAUGGAGAAACACGGCCGCCACCGCCACAUGGCCUCCUGACCUAUCGUCGUUGCCCGCCCGCCGGCGAGCACGCCGCUGGACGGCGCCUGAUGCCGAUGACGGCGGGAUGCCGAGGGUACUGUUGAGAUUGUUGCCGAAGCAGAGGGGCGAGCCCCCCUUCUGGAGGAAGUCGGCCUCGCCCAGCUGCUGGGAGAGGUCGCCAAAGUUGGGCAUCAUGCCUUGCUGCAGCUUCCCUUCUCGCUCCUUGUCCUCCUCUGAGUCGCUGAAGGUCGGUUUGGAGAAGUAGCGGUUCUGCUCGAUCUCUCCCUGGAGCGAUUGCAGCAGGCUGAGGUUCUCCUCAACCAUGGCCAGCUGGUCGUCACUGUCAUUCUCGUCCGCAAUCCCGCCUCGAUUCCGCACCAUCUGACGGAGCUU
Molecule: messenger RNA, 1865 nt
Organism: Vitrella brassicaformis
Lineage: Eukaryota; Vitrellaceae
Source: the annotation of a GenBank genome assembly